AUGAAUGACGAUGAUGCAGCGCUUGAGGAGAAGAAGACGUUACCAUUAGUACUCUCGCCGACCACGAAUCUGUCUCUUCCUGAUGAUAUACUUUUGAGCUCCCUAAGUCGCAUUUCGAGGUUGUACUACCCAACUUUUUCACUCGUCUCCAAGAGUUUCCGCUCUCUCGUUACUUCGCCAGAGCUUUAUCAGACCCGGUCUGUCCUUGGCCGCACCGAAAGUUGUUUAUACGUGUGCUUACGAUCACUUACCGACUCUAACCUCCGAUGGUUCACCCUCUCCCGGGUACCGAAUCGAAAACUAACUAAUUUCUCAGGUGGACAUUUAUUGGUCCCAAUUUUAUCUAGACAUGCUCCUCCUGCUCAUUGGUCAAGUGUGGUCGCGGUUGAUUCUAAUAUCUACGCUAUUGGAGGGCCCAUCAACGAUGCGCCUUCCUCUAGUGUCUCGUUUUUGGAUUGUCAGUGUGACUCAUGGCGCAUAGCUCCACCUAUGCGGGUGGCUCGGAACUAUCCCACUGCGAGCGUUCUUGAUGGGAAGAUAUACGUAGCAGGAGGCUGCGAAGAUUGUGAUUCGUUGAAUUGUAUAGAGGUUUUUGACCCAAAGAUCCAAACUUGGGAGUCUGUGGCAAGUCCUGGCACUGAGAGAUGCGAGAGACUUGUGUACAAAAGCGUAGGGAUCGAAGGAAAGUUUCAUUUGUUUGGGGGUGCAGGUCAUGUUGCUUACGACCCGAAAGACGGUAAAUGGGACUCCAUUGGGAUGGAUAUGGAUAUGGGUCAAGCAUGGGUUUCUUAUUGUGUGAUAAAGAAUAUAGUGUUCUAUUAUCAUGAUAGAGAUAGAGAGUUUAAAUGGUAUGAUUAUGAAGCAAGGUUGUGGAGAAAACUGAUGGGUUUAGAGCGACUAAUUAAGUUUUUGUGCUAUAGCCGUGUUAACUUGGCGGAUUAUGGUGGAAAGAUGGCGGUUUUAUGGGACACUUUUGUGCCUUCUAGUGGCUCUAAAAACAAGAUGAUUUGGUGCGUAGAGAUCACGCUUGAAAGACACAAUGACUCAAACGAGAUUUGUGGUAAGAUUGAGUGGUUUGAUGUUGUGCUUAGAGUUUCCAAAUCAUAUGAAUUGGUUCAUGUUGUUGGUGUUACAGUUUGA
Messenger RNA from Arabis nemorensis, 1140 nucleotides. NCBI's taxonomy places the organism in Eukaryota, Viridiplantae, Streptophyta, Magnoliopsida, Brassicales, Brassicaceae. The record is from the annotation of a GenBank genome assembly.